Molecule: messenger RNA, 820 nt
Organism: Solanum verrucosum
Lineage: Eukaryota; Viridiplantae; Streptophyta; Magnoliopsida; Solanales; Solanaceae
Product: 60S ribosomal protein L24
Exons: 5
Coding region: 79-573 (164 amino acids)
Biological process (GO): cytoplasmic translation
Cellular component (GO): cytosolic large ribosomal subunit
Molecular function (GO): structural constituent of ribosome; mRNA binding
Source: RefSeq, a predicted model, not a curated record
CUUAUAAAACGGCAGCUCAUUAGGGUUUCAACUUCAUUGAGAUACUGUAAAGGAGGGCGGCUCGCUACAGCAUCAACCAUGGUUCUCAAGACAGAACUUUGCCGUUUCAGUGGUGCCAAGAUUUACCCUGGGAGAGGCAUCAGAUUUAUCCGUUCAGAUUCUCAGGUGUUCCUAUUCGUCAACUCAAAAUGCAAACACUACUUCCACAACAAGUUGAAGCCGUCCAAACUUACAUGGACAGCUAUGUAUAGGAAGCAACACAAGAAGGAUAUUGCACAAGAAGCUGCUAAGAAGAGGCGACGUACCACCAAGAAGCCUUACUCUAGGUCUAUUGUGGGUGCAACCUUGGAGGUAAUCCAGAAGAAGAGAACUGAAAGGCCAGAAGUUCGAGAUGCUGCCAGGGAGGCUGCUCUUCGUGAAAUUAAGGAAAGGAUCAAGAAGACAAAGGAUGAAAAGAAGGCGAAGAAAGCAGAGGUUCAGGCCAAGUCCCAGAAAGCUGGAGGAAAGGGAAAUAUGUCCAAAGGAGGUGCAUCUAAAGGUCCUAAGCUUGGUGGUGGCGGAGGAAAACGUUAAGCUGUUGUUUAUGUUGUUUCCUUAUUAGCAAUAGAGUGCCUUUGUUUGAAGAGACUGUAAGCGAAGACCUUCAUUUACAAGUAUCUCAUACAUCUGCAGACAAAUUUCUCGUUGACGGUUUUGCAUUUGGUUGCAAAUGCAGCUGUUGAUUCUCCACAUACUAUUGACUGCUUGUGGGUUCAUUCUCUAUUACAGAUGUAGUUUUUUGACUCCUAAACAAUAUAUUUUUGAAAUCUGUUUCUUCGAA